Molecule: messenger RNA, 3202 nt
Organism: Halichondria panicea
Lineage: Eukaryota; Metazoa; Porifera; Demospongiae; Suberitida; Halichondriidae
Exons: 16
Coding region: 1646-3118 (490 amino acids)
Biological process (GO): mitochondrial seryl-tRNA aminoacylation
Cellular component (GO): mitochondrion
Molecular function (GO): serine-tRNA ligase activity; tRNA binding; ATP binding
Source: RefSeq, a predicted model, not a curated record
AGUUCACUGAGAUCAUAUGAUUUCCUGCGUGGCUUGUCACUGCAUGUCAGUGACAGCAGUCUUUUUAUAAAAAUCUGAAUGUGAGACCUCCCUGAUAAAUCAUACUUGUGCUUAAAGUAUAGAUCUACAGACUACUAUAGCUGUGAGUCCUCCAAUUUUUGCUGGAAUUUGAUACCUACCUAAAUAAAGAAUGCCGUCAGGAGGAGGCAGUGCAGGAGGAGGUGGUGGUGGAGGAGGAGGAGGCUUUGGUGGAGAAGGGGAGGGAUUCAGCAGUGACACUCCCAGUUCAAGCCGUUACUCGAGUAGUACCUACACAACAUCCCGGAGUAGUGACAAGGAUUCUAGCUGUGGGAUGUGCAUUGGAGUUGUUGUCGGGGUCGUAGUUACAUUAUUUGUUUUAUUUGUUUUGGGCAUGAUUAUUGGGCUUAGUGUUGCAGCAAAUUCGACAGGCGAGUCCAAUGAUGAUGAUUCUACUGUUACUAUUUCCACUGACUUCUACUCACCAGGGGAUAGUCGACUUCUGUCUCUAUCCUCGUUCUUUUGCGAUGGUGGUUCUCUUGAGCUCUCAUCCAAUUCAGUUGAUGCUGAACUGUUUCUUAUCGAUGACACGAGUAUACCGGCCCUGAAUGACACUAAUCAAUUUACUGUUUCUAUCGAGUCGACAAUUGAUUCAACGGAGUUUCGAUUCUGGCAGUAUCAUCUUUAUCCGAACUCCAACAUAUCAGUCUCUGUAUGCACAGAUCUGUUGGUUGAUGUAUACAUUGUGAAAGGCAAUGAUAAUGCAAACAGUUGGGCUAAUAACCCUAGCCAAGAUUUGGCUGAGAUGUUCCAAUAUGCACCUGCCUGUUGUAAUGAUUUGCCGAAUACAUCUACCAUUUCAUAUCGAGUCGAGCAAGAAGAUGAGUACUAUGUCAUUUUACACAAUUCACUCUCAAUGGAGAUCUCUGUGAACGCUUCUUUAUAUUUUGAGAGAACAGAAUACAGUGCCCCUGACUUAAACUCCAAGGAUUCGUGUAAUGUCAGUGAACAAGGAAAUUGCCUAGUAGGCAUUGACUAUAGCACUGGGUCUCAACAAUUCUUGGUUAUCACCUCCAUCCCCGAGCGUGUGGACUGGGGUGAGAACGUCAGAGUUUCGCUAAUUUGUGACCAGAGAGGAUGGGCCUAUGCAGUUGUUAUCUUGGUGCCCAUUUCUGUAAUAUUCGCCCUUAUUGUAGCAGUGGCGUUGGGAAUUGUCUGUUGUUGCAAAUGCAGUACUACUACCGAAUCAGCAAACAUCGAAAUGCCUCGAAGUGAUUUCCCUCCGACCAACAAUUCAGGAAGUGCUGACAAGAUUGACCCGGACUUCAACCCGGAUUAUCUACCGGAGAACAAAUUUUAAUAUUAUUUUAUUGUAGAUCUAAAUUUUAAUAUUAUUAUUUUAUUGUAGAUCUAGCUAGGCGUCUAUGUGUGUGAUUUGUAUGCUAGCUACGUACGGCCCGGUAAAACAGGUGUACAAUUUCAAUUUUCAAACCUCAGUUUGCCAUCAAACUAUUGACAGUAUAAGAUUGUGUGGUAAUGGUAGUUUUACUGAUUUUACAAUUAGAUCUACUUGUAAGCCACCUAGUCUGUGGGGGACCCCUACCCAGUAUUUAUUAGACAGGACAGCAUGCAGCCAAAGGUGCUCCUAAACGCACUAAAAACAAGCUCAUUUGUCCGUUUGGUGGUUGCUACACGUCUAAAGCACUCCUCUACGGACCCUCUGGAAGAUGUGCUGCCUCAGAAGUGGACAGAGUUAGGAGAGCGCAUACAGAAACAGGUGAUAGCCACGGGGUAUGAGCAUCUCCUGGCCAGACGGGCAUGUGUGAAGGAGAGCCUGGCCAAGAGAGGCAUGGAGACCGAUAUUGUGGACCAACUGUUAAAGACGCUAGAGAGGCACAACCUCAUUGUUGAGCGUGUGAAAUCCCUGGACAAAGAGAGAAAGAAUAACCAUGAGACAUUCAAUGCAGCCCAGAGUGAAGAAGAAAAGUCACUGGCUAAGGACAGAGGUGUUCAACUCAAACGAGACAUUGCAAAAUUUGAGGAAGAAAGACGAGAGUUGAAAGACAAGAUGAUGCCAGUCCUCACUCAGCUCCCGAACGAAGUACAUCCGCACACACCAGUGGGAGGCUAUAAAGAUUCGAGAGUGGUAGAGGAGCAUGGACAAAAGAGAAAGUUCAGUUUUCCUGUAAAGAGUCAUAUUGAGAUAGGGAAUCAGCUGGAUUUGUAUGAUUACAGAGGUUCUUCUAGUGCCUCUGUGAAUGGGUUCUGCUAUCUUAAGGGUGCAGCUGCAAUGCUGGAGAUGGCUCUGGUACAGUUUGCUUUACAAACUGCCGUAUCCAAGGGAUACACGCCAGUAAUUCCCCCCGACAUCAUACGAACAGAGAUGGUGGAGGGGUGUGGUUUCCAGCCGAGGGGGCCAUCCAGUCAGGUGUUUCAUGUGACCUCGAACCAUCACCGUGGGACCAAUCUCUGUCUAGCUGGGACAGCUGAACUGCCUCUAGCUGGCAUGUUUGUUGGCAAGAAUGUUCCGUUUAAACAGCUGCCCAUCAGGCUUGUUGCGUUUGGGAGGUGCUACAGAGCCGAAGCAGGAGGAUCCACACUGUUAGCUAAGGGCCUGUACCGACUGCACCAGUUCAGCAAGGUGGAGUUAUUCGGUGUGACGAGCCAGGAGACGGGGAGAGAGAGUGUGGAGUCCUUAGAGGAUAUGCUGAGUGUGCAGAAAGAGAUACUCUCAAGUCUGGGACUCCAUUACAGAGUGCUUGAGAUGGCCACUGCUGAGUUGGGUGCGCCAGCCUAUCGCAAGUACGAUGUUGAGGUCUGGAUGCCAGGACGUGGGGAAUAUGGAGAGGUAACCAGUGCCUCAAACUGUACCGACUAUCAGAGCAGACGACUGUCCAUCACUUACCCCAACCAAGAUGGCCGUCGUGAUAAGAGAGGAGUACUAGAGACCAAGUAUGCCCACACUGUGAAUGCAACUGGUUGUGCUGUGCCGAGGGUAAUCAUCUCUCUGUUGGAGAACUACCAGCAAGAGGACGGCAGCGUCCUUCUCCCGCACGCCUUGAGGCCUUUCCUACCAGAACAGUACUGGACUAUCAGAUAGCUAUAUUAUAGUGAACUAUUUAUGUUAAUUAUAAAUAUCAUGCUACUAGACACAUGUAAUUGUCAAAUCCAUUGAAGGCACAUA